AUGUCCUCAUCUGGGCUUGACAUUGCUGAACUCUCCGAUAGUGAGAAGACUGCUCUGGAGACCUACACGGCUACGUCCAGUGCCCUUGCUCCUGAUGCUAAUUGCGUCUUCCAUCAGAUUGCGAUCUCAAAGUUCUUCGAUGGGGAAGGCCCCGACCCUGUUGAGGAAGCUCGUGCGGCUCUCGACAACCCUCCUCCCCCACGACCGACUCGACAGACACAAAACCUCAUGACCGACGACCUCACAGCUCGGUUCCCCCCGGCUGUGACUACGGAUCUAGCCCCGCGAGUGACGACCCAGCCGGAAGAUCAGCAGGUCUACCGUCCGCCAUUCCUACUGGCGCUCCUCUUUACGCCGUUUAACCUCCUCUACCGUUUCCUCUGCGGCUCUUUCCGGCUCUUCGGAGCCCUCUUCCCUUUUCUUCCCCGGUUCCUCAACACGACUGCGAGCAAUGCGCUCCAGGGCGCUCGGCGCAACACGAACGGCCGACGGCCGUUGGGCCCCCAGGACACGGCCGCCCGGUUCAUCCGGGAGUUCGAGGAGGAGUAUGGAGCCAAUACCGUUGGAUUUAUGGAGAACGGAUACAACAUGGCGCUGGAAAAGGCGCACCGGGAUCUCAAGUUCCUCCUGGUGGUCCUGCUUGCGCCUGAACAUGACGAUACGAAUGGCUGGGUUCGGGACACACUCCUCUCGCGGGAGGUGACCGAGUUCGUGAACGACCCUCAGAAUGACGUUCUCGUCUGGGGUGGGAAUGUUCAAGAUUCCGAAGCAUACCAGGUGUCCAACUCGCUGCGGUGUACGAAAUUUCCCUUUGCGGCGGUGGUAGUACACACGCCGGGGGUGUCAUCGACAGCCAUGUCGGUCGUCACUCGCAUUGCGGGAACUACAUCCCCGACAGAGUUUGUGGAGAAGUUACGCUCGGCAAUCUCGCAGAAUCGAGAGCCGCUGGAGCGACUCCGCGCCACACGCGCCGAGCAGCAAGCCUCGCGUAGUCUCCGGGAGCAACAAGACUCGGCGUAUGAGCGGUCACUUGCAAUCGACCGGGAACGGGCCCGCCAGCGCCGCGAGGCGGAAGCAGCGCGCCAGCGCGAGGAACAGGAGGCGGCCGAGCGCCAAGCAGCAGAGGAGAAGCGGAUACACGAUCUACAGAUCUGGAAGCAGUGGCGGGCGCAGAGGAUCGCCGAUGAACCCAGUGCUGAUGUUAAAGACGCAGUCCGGAUUAGCAUCCGGUUACCAACAGGCGAGCGGGUGGUCCGUCGGUUCGCCCCCGAUGCGGACAUCGAGGAGCUGUACGCGUUUGUUGAGUGCUAUGAUGUGAUAAAAGAGGUGGACGAGAAGGCUACAAGCGUGGAGAAACCGGAGGGAUUCGAGCAUCAGUACGGCUUCCGCCUAGUUUCCCCCAUGCCGCGGACGGUGUAUGAGGUAGAAACGGGGGGCUCUAUUGGGGAGAAGGUCGGCCGAGGAGGUAAUCUGUUGGUUGAAUCGAUUGACGACGAGAGCGAGGACGAGGAGGAAUGA
Aspergillus terreus NIH2624 is the source of this 1518-nucleotide messenger RNA. RefSeq names its product clathrin-mediated endocytosis regulator UBX3. NCBI's taxonomy places the organism in Eukaryota, Fungi, Ascomycota, Eurotiomycetes, Eurotiales, Aspergillaceae. Gene Ontology annotation, cellular component: endoplasmic reticulum. Gene Ontology annotation, molecular function: ubiquitin binding. Bases 1 to 1518 code for a protein of 505 amino acids. The record is from RefSeq and is a predicted model, not a curated record. The transcript has 2 exons.